Gastrolobium bilobum is the source of this 1812-nucleotide messenger RNA. RefSeq lists its product as uncharacterized. Bases 79 to 1467 code for a protein of 462 amino acids. The transcript is spliced from 2 exons. The record is from RefSeq and is a predicted model, not a curated record. Gene Ontology annotation, molecular function: ATP hydrolysis activity; DNA helicase activity; ATP binding. Lineage: Eukaryota; Viridiplantae; Streptophyta; Magnoliopsida; Fabales; Fabaceae. Gene Ontology annotation, cellular component: Ino80 complex; R2TP complex; NuA4 histone acetyltransferase complex. Gene Ontology annotation, biological process: regulation of transcription by RNA polymerase II; chromatin remodeling; box C/D snoRNP assembly.
UUUGCCUCAAUCAUUAACAUUAGCAGGGCACACAGUCCAAACCUAAAACCCCAAUUUCCGAAAUUCACCGCCGCCACCAUGGCGGAGCUGAAGCUAUCGGAGAGCCGCGACCUGACCCGCAUAGAGCGCAUAGGCGCUCACUCUCAUAUCCGCGGCCUCGGCCUGGAUUCCUCCCUCGAGCCCCGCGCUGUCUCCGACGGCAUGGUCGGCCAAACCGCAGCCAGAAAAGCCGCCGGCGUGAUCCUCCAGAUGAUCAAGGACGGCAAGAUCGCCGGUCGCGCCGUACUCCUCGCCGGACAGCCCGGUACCGGUAAAACCGCCAUCGCCAUGGGAAUGGCGAAGUCCCUCGGCCUCGAAACUCCGUUCGCCAUGAUGGCCGGCAGCGAGCUCUUCUCCCUCGAGAUGUCGAAGACCGAAGCCCUCACCCAGGCCUUCCGCAAGGCAAUCGGCGUCCGAAUCAAGGAAGAGACGGAGGUUAUCGAAGGCGAGGUCGUGGAGGUCCAGAUCGACCGUCCGGCGGUGACCGGAGCCGCCGUGAAGACCGGGAAGUUGACACUGAAGACGACGGAGAUGGAGACGGUGUACGACCUAGGGGCGAAGAUGAUUGAGUCGCUGGGGAAGGAGAAGGUGACGAGCGGCGACGUUAUCGCCAUCGACAAGGCCUCAGGGAAGAUCACGAAGCUUGGCAGGUCGUUCUCACGGUCGAGGGAUUUCGAUGCCAUGGGACCUCAGGUGAAGUUCGUGCAGUGCCCUGAUGGUGAGUUGCAGAAAAGGAAGGAGGUUGUGCAUUGCGUUACUCUUCAUGAGAUUGAUGUUAUUAAUAGCAGGACACAGGGGUUUCUGGCUCUUUUCACUGGUGAUACAGGUGAAAUUCGUGCGGAAGUCAGAGAACAAAUUGACACCAAAGUGGCAGAGUGGAGAGAGGAAGGAAAGGCAGAGAUUGUGCCUGGUGUCCUUUUCAUUGAUGAGGUGCACAUGCUGGACAUAGAGUGCUUUUCAUUUCUCAAUCGAGCUCUGGAGAAUGAGAUGGCUCCGAUAUUAGUUGUUGCUACCAACAGAGGCAUCACAACGAUUCGAGGCACAACCUACAAAUCCCCACAUGGGAUUCCCAUUGAUCUGCUUGAUCGCCUACUCAUCAUCUCUACUCAACCUUAUACAGAGGAUGACAUUCGCAAAAUUCUGGACAUCAGAUGCGAAGAGGAGGAUGUAGAAAUGGCUGAAGGUGCAAAGUGUUUGUUAACAAAAAUAGGUGUAGAAACAUCGUUGAGAUAUGCUAUUCAUCUAAUCACAGCAGCUGCAUUGGCAUGCCAAAAGCGAAAGGGAACAAUGGUGGAUAUGGAAGAUAUAAAUCGGGUGUACAAUCUGUUUUUGGAUGUCAAAAGAUCAACACAAUAUUUGAUGGAGUAUCAAAAUCAGUACAUGUUCAAUGAAACAGGAGAAGUUGAUGAAGAUGAUAUGGUCUCCUGAAACUCACGAACUUUAGCUUUUGAGAGUUUGUAAUUAGCUGCUCAGUCUUUGUUCAUGUAAGUUGCAGCAAUAUAUUCCAGGAUCUGGUGGAUCUGUGCAAUAUCGGUACUAUGCAUGUGAGGGGCUGCACUGUAUUUUUAUUUUAGUUUUUUAAUAUUUUUAAAUUUCCUGUAUCAUCCGUGCACUAUCAGGCUCUUGUUCUUGCACGAGUCAUCAAUGGAGAGUAGCUUAAGAGUAAUUUUUAGGUAGGCACGCCACAAUUUAGAUGCUCAAAUUAUUAUUUUACGAGUGUAAGGAUAUGUGAAUUUUAUUAGAAAUGAUCCUAUCUUUGAAAAUUUGUUUGGA